This is a messenger RNA of Eimeria maxima, 576 nucleotides long. RefSeq names its product Phosphatidate cytidylyltransferase , related. Gene Ontology annotation, biological process: CDP-diacylglycerol biosynthetic process. Gene Ontology annotation, cellular component: plasma membrane. The transcript has 6 exons. Bases 1 to 576 code for a protein of 191 amino acids. Gene Ontology annotation, molecular function: phosphatidate cytidylyltransferase activity. Lineage: Eukaryota; Apicomplexa; Conoidasida; Eucoccidiorida; Eimeriidae. The record is from RefSeq and is a predicted model, not a curated record.
AUGCAAGAGUAUCCUCUUCUAUUGCUGUCAAGAGAUUCUUUAUUAUAUGCCUGGGCAUCUGCAGGAUUAGAUUUAUAUUUUUUAUGGCAUUAUGCUGUCCCUCUUGCUAUGGGCAGUUUUGUAUUGCAGCGCCAGGAUGGUUUACCUCUUGCUGCCUCUCUUAUAGCAAUUUCUGCUGCUGGGGACAGCGGCGCUCUUUUCUGUGGUUCUGCCUUUGGCAAUAUUAAGAUUAUACAAAGAUUAUCUCCUAAUAAAACUGUUGCAGGCAAGAAGGGAGUAUUAGGGUCGUUAGCAUGGAGUUGGGCUGCUGCUCUUCUUGUGUGGCAUUUAUCCGUAAAUGUUCCUUCAUUAGGGUUUUGGUUAUUCUCUUUAUUUGAUUAUUUAUUCUUUGCCACCGUAGUAAGUAUAAUAGGUUUAUUAGGGGAUAUAAUAGAGAGUGGAUAUAAAAGAGUGGCGGGUGUUAAGGAUUCAAGUUCCCUCUUUGGUCCUCAUGGAGGUCUACUAGAUAGGUUGGAUUCUCUUGUAUUGCCAAUUCCUUUUCUUGUCUUCUUUAUUACAUUACGCGGUUAUAUGUAA